AAUGUCGGGAAAACAGCAUGUUUGAAUGUUAACUAUUUUUUUAUUUCCUGUGGGAAUAAUUUUAGUUUAGUAGAUUUGAAAUUAAUACAUGAACGAGAAUGUGAAAUUGCUCGUGUUUGUACUUUGCUGGAUUCUAUUGGUACAGAUUGGAGUAGGAAUGAACCGCAGGAAAAUGAAGACAAUCUGGGUGAUCGGUGGACCGGGAUGUGGAAAAGGAACUCAAUGUGAUAAAAUCAUAGCCAAAUACGGUCUUCUGCAUCUGAGCAGCGGUGAUCUACUGAGGGAGGAAGUAGCGAGUGGAAGCCCCAGAGGUGCUUCCCUCCAAGAACUCAUGUCCAAAGGUCUCUUCGUCCCUACGGAUGUUGUGCUUUCUCUGAUCAAAGAGCGAAUGGAUAAGGCGCGGGCAGAGGGAGGAACAGUCGGAUUUCUCAUCGACGGAUAUCCUAGAGAGAAGGAUCAAGGAAUUCAAUUUGAAAAAGAUGUGUGUCCAGUCGAUAUAAUCAUUGCCUUCGACGUUGCCAGCGAGACCAUGAGAACAAGAUUGCUAGGGCGAGCUGCAGUAUCAGGACGAGCUGAUGAUAAUGAGGCAACAAUUGCUAAACGAAUUGAAAUAUUCAACUUAAAAAAUGAAGAAAUCCUCGCUCACUACAUAGAUAAAGUUGUUCGCAUAAACGCCGAAGGUACAAUUGAUGACAUUUUCGAGCAAGUUUCCAAGGCCUUGGAUCCACUCUUCGUCUCCUGAAUUCAUCAAUUAAUUUCCUGAUUUCUCCUGACAACAACAACGGAUGAGACUUAUUUUUGCACAACAAAAUACACUCCGGCAAUAUACACGUGAAAUUAAAUCAAAGGCAAUAAUAUACAUCGAAUACUCUUUGGAAUAUGCAACAGAUACUUUCCAAUUGACAACCAUGCAUGGAACAAAUGUUAUAGAUUUCUAGAUUCUACUGCAUCCAUAUAAAUGACAACGUCAUUUCAUGUAUAAAUUGUAAUGUAACUUGCUUCUUGUUAUAAAAAAUUCUUGACUCGUUAUAGAAAA
This is a messenger RNA of Diachasmimorpha longicaudata, 1036 nucleotides long. It is a transcript of the gene Ak1, whose product is annotated as adenylate kinase isoenzyme 1-like. NCBI's taxonomy places the organism in Eukaryota, Metazoa, Arthropoda, Insecta, Hymenoptera, Braconidae. The coding region runs from base 89 to 742 and encodes 217 amino acids. Gene Ontology annotation, biological process: nucleobase-containing compound metabolic process. Gene Ontology annotation, cellular component: cytoplasm. The transcript has 5 exons. Gene Ontology annotation, molecular function: nucleoside diphosphate kinase activity; ATP binding; AMP kinase activity. The record is from RefSeq and is a predicted model, not a curated record.